AUGAUUGUUCUAAAAUGGUUAUUCCUCACAAUUUCUCCUUGUGAUGCAGCGGAACCAUGGCAAUUAGGAUCUCAAGACGCAGCUACACCUAUAAUGCAAGGAAUAAUAGACUUACAUCACGAUAUCUUUUUCUUCCUCAUUGUGAUUUUGGUUUUCGUAUUAUGGAUCUUGGUUCGCGCUUUAUGGCAUUUCCACUAUAAAGAAAAUGCAAUCCCGCAAAGGAUUGUUCAUGGAACUACUAUCGAGAUUCUUCGGACCAUCUUUCCUAGUCUCAUCUCGAUGUUCAUUGCUAUACCAUCAUUUGCUCUCUUAUACUCAAUGGACGAGGUAGUAGUAGAUCCAGCCAUUACUAUUAAAGCUAUUGGACAUCAAUGGUAUCGGACUUAUGAGUAUUCUGACUAUAACAGUUCCGAUGAGCAGUCACUCACUUUUGACAGUUAUAUGAUUCCAGAAGAAGAUCUAGAAUUGGGUCAAUCACGUUUAUUAGAAGUGGACAAUAGAGUGGUUGUACCAGCCAAAACUCAUCUACGUAUUAUUGUAACAUCUGCUGAUGUACCUCAUAGUUGGGCUGUACCUUCCUCAGGUGUCAAAUGUGAUGCUGUACCUGGUCGUUUAAAUCAAAUCUCUAUUUUGGUACAACGAGAAGGAGUUUACUAUGGUCAGUGCAGUGAGAUUUGCGGAACUAAUCAUGCCUUUACGCGUGCGCCCGGAAACAUAGGCCGACUGUUGAGCCCACUCUGGCUCAGCCGCACCACCCGGGGGUGCGAGCCACCCGAGAAGCAAGCUAUUACAGCGAGCGGCUGGAGCUGUAGGGAGCCGAGGAGCAAGGCAGUAGAUAAGAUAGAAGAAGGGGCCAGGCACCCGGUGGAGCAGAGGGGACGGUCAUGCGAAGGGGGCCAGUCCAAGAUCGUACUGUUCCUCUACAAAGAUAAUAGACGCUCUCAACGGCUAGGCGCCACUCUCUUUCUGAGUGAUUCCAGCUUCUUCAUGAUUUCGUGCCGCGGUGAACAAACAAAAAAAAGAGGGCCGUCUCAGCGGAAGGAGAAGGACCUGCAACGGCAGAGACUACUGACCCUCUUCUUGUUCUUAGCCGUCUAUUACGAGUCCGGGAAGCCUGGAAUCAUCAAUAUGAGGGAUCCAGAAGGGGGGCAGGGCUUCCGUAAGGUUUUUGAUCCCCUCUUCCCGGUCAAGAUAGAUGGGAAAGGAGUCCUAUCAAGUAAAGGCCAUAACCAGCUGAUCUUGCUGCUCGCUUUCUCGCUUCCGAGAGGUGCUUUAGCAACUCGACUGAAAGGAGAGGGCCGAAGGCGCCUGACUUACGGUUUCAAAGCCUGGCGCGAAGCGAAGGGAUUGGAUUUCACCUAUGAUCAGAUUAGUGGGCAACCAUUGUUGACUUUUUUCGUGGUGUUGUUGACGUUGUUGAAAGCGAAUUUCGAAGUAGGCCUUGCUUUUUCUCCGCUGGGAGCAGCUCACACUAUGGUGGAGGAGGUGCCGUGA
Messenger RNA from Microthlaspi erraticum, 1494 nucleotides. Lineage: Eukaryota; Viridiplantae; Streptophyta; Magnoliopsida; Brassicales; Brassicaceae. The record is from the annotation of a GenBank genome assembly.